CCUCCCUUCCACUUUUGAGAGGCAGAGAGAGAGGGAGGCACAGAAUCUGAAGUAGGCUCCAGGCUCUGAGCUGUCAGCACAGAGCCCGACGUAGGGCUUGAAGUCACAAACUGAGAGAUCAUGACCUGAGCCAAAGUCGGACACUUAACUGACUGAGCCACCUAGGCACCCCAACAGUGUCUUUCACGGAGCAGAAGCUUUCUUACUUUGAUGGAGUCCAGUUUAUCAGUUUUUUUUUUUUUUUUUAUGGAUUAUGUUUAUGUUUUCAUAUUUAAGAAAUCUUUCCCUAAUCCAAAGAUCUGUUCAACAUUAAUGUAUAGUAACGUGCAGUUGUUAGUAAUUUCUUUUGGCUCUUUCAUUGACUGUAAUUUUCAUUAACUGGUUUUUCACUAUGCUAUUUCAUUAAGUAUAAAACACACCAUUUAAAAAAUGUAUUGUUGGGGCUCCUGGCUGCCUCAGUUGGUAGACCAUGAGGCUCUUGAUCUCGUGGUUGUAAGUUUGAGCACCACAUUGGGUGCGGAGGUUACUUAAAAAUAAAAAAUUCUAGGGGCACCUGGGUGGCUGUCAGUGGAGGGUCCAACUCUUUAUUUUGGCUUAGGUCAUUAUCGCGGGGUUGUGGGAUUGAGCCUGUGUGAGGCUCCAAGCUGAGUGUGGCUCCUGCUUGAGAUUCUCUCUUUCUCUCCUUCUGCCCCUCCCCCUGCUUGCACGUAUGCGUGUUCUCUCUCUAAAAUAAAAUACAUAUAUAUAUACACACACACACAUAUAUAUAUAAAAGAUAAAAAUUUAAAAUGCUAAAAAAAUUGUACUAGUCAAGUAUAGUUGAUGUAUAAUGUUAGUUUCAGAUAUACACAGUGGUUCAACAACUGUAUACAUUUCUCAGUGCUCCCCACAAUAAGUGUAGUCAGUUACCAUACAAUGUUAUUACAACAUUAUUGACUAUGUUCUGAGACACACCAUUUUUUAACGAACCACUAAUAAAAAAAACCUAAAGCAAUGCUUAAACUUUGUUGUACUGUUGAACUGUUAGUUGUAAGGUGUAUCCAGAUUUCUGAGAUAAUAAAAUAUGAAUCUGUGAAAUACGGGUUGUUGUUUUUUUAGUUUUUGGUCCGGGGUUGGCUGUUGCCUUAGGUUUAUUCUGCGUGCUAUCAGAAUGGCAGAACCUGGGAUAUUGCUAAUUGCUGAGAAGGCAGUUCCACAUUGCUGAACAUGUUUGGGUGACUUCUCUGACUUGUGACAAGAGGGAAACCUGUACAAAUAGAGAGAGGGUGACAGAAGCUACAGAAUGUGUGUGGGGGCAUGAGAACACAAGCUUAGGAAGGGUGGGGUGAUCCACUGUGGCAGCAAGAAUCCGUGUCUUAGAGAGAUCUACGACACAGCCUAUCUCCCCUACAGCCGAUGCUGGGACCCAGCGUGAAGGUCCAGGUCUCACCUUCCUCCUCAGUGACACUAGGGCCAGGUGUUCUGUGGUUCAGCACCUCUAGGGUCUGGAGACUUGCGAGACCAAAGACUUCACGGCUGUCAGACCUUCACAAACCCAGCAAAUUUUUGGAUGUUAGAACAUUGCAUUGCUCCAUUGUCUUGCUCUUAUACAGAUGCCUGUUCUUAUGCCCCAAGCCUAUUGGAUUCCCCUAUGUUUGCCCCGAAGAGAAGUUCUGCGUGGUUGGUCUGCGUUCUGGCCUGGAGCUCGUUCAGGAUUGUUGUAGCCCUUGAGGAACAGCCUCUUUCCUUACAACUUGUCACAUAGCGUAUUGGACACUUGCGUGUUAGAUAUCGAACAAAGCCAUACUGUUGUAGCCUCUGUAAAUACUCUACAAAAGUGCUUACUUCCUUCAAAAAUCAUUUACAUCGCUACCAUGAAGACGAAAUUGAUCAAGAGCUGGUGAUCCCUUGCCCAAACUGUGUAUUUUCCUCUCAACCCAAAGUUGUGGGAAGGCACUUCAGAAUGUUUCAUGCACCUGUCCGGAAAGUCCAGAACUACACAGUGAAUAUUUUAGGUGAACCUAAGUCUUCUAGGAGUGAUGUGAUAAGUUUUACAUGUUUAAAAUGUAACUUUUCAAACACUUUGUACUACAGUAUGAAGAAGCAUGUGCUGGUAGCCCAUUUUCACUACUUAAUUAACUCCUACUUUGGCCUGCGAACUGAGGAAACGGGUGAGCAACCGAAAACCGAUGAAAGUCUUUCUACUGAGAAGAUGCCACCGUCUGACAAGUACUAUUGUAAAAAGUGCAACGCCAAUGCCAGCAGCCAGGAUGCUUUAAUGUACCAUAUUUUGACUUCAGAUAUACACAGGGAUUUGGAAAAUAAACUCAGAUCUGUGAUCUCAGAACAUAUUAAGAAGCCCGGCCUUUUGAAGCAGAUGCACAUUGCUCCAAAGCCAGCGGCACCCUUGGCCGUGCCCCCAAACGGCGGAGCUCCGGGCAUCGCAGCCACAUCUCCCUGCUUUCGUCUUGCCUUGCCACAGAACAGCCAAAGCCAGACCGUCGUGCAGCCAGUGCAGGGCGCAGUCCAGCCAGUGACUGUGGCCUCAGGCACUUCUGGAAGCCUCACCCACUCUCCGCCUGCUGUUGCCCAGUCCCACGUGACCCUGGUCUCCAGUCCUCUGCCGGUGGGCCAGAGCAACCUCCCUCUGCCGCCCUCAGCCCCGCAGCCUGUCUUUCUUUCUCAUGGAGUCCCGCUUAAUCAGUCUGCAAAUCCUCCUGUGUUGCCCUUGAGUCAGCCAGUCGGACCUAUCAAUAAGUCUGUUGCAACUGGUGUCCUCCCCUUAAACCAGACCAUCCGCCCAGGGGCUGUAUCCCUUAGCCAGCCGGUCGGGCCCAUAAACAGACCAGUUGGGCCUGGAGUUCUUUCAGUAAACAGACCUGCUGGGCCUGGAGUUCUUCCUGUCAGUCCGUCCGUCACUCCCGGGGUUCUUCAGGCCGUCUCACCAGGGGUGAUUUCUGUGAGUCGGACAGUCCCGUCAGGGGUCCUGCCUGCAGGCCAGAUGACCCCUGCCGGGGUCAUCCCUUCAGGACAGACGGCAACUUCUGGGGUGCUUCCUGCGGGCCAGAUGGUCCAGUCAGGGGUUCUCCCCAUUGGCCAGACGGCCCCAUCGGGGGUUCUCCCCGCUGGGCUGACGGCCCCCUCGCGGGUUCUGUCUGCGGGCCAGACGGUCCCGCUGAGGGUUCUGCCUGCAGGCCAGGUCGUCCCACCGGGGCUCCUUUCUCCCAACCAGACGGUCUCGUCGGGUGUUCUCCCUGUGAACCAGGGUAUUAAUUCCGGUGUUCUGCAGCUCAGCCAGCCUGUCAUGUCAGGAGUGCUCCCUGUGGGCCAGCCAGUGAGGCCUGGCGUCCUGCAACUGAAUCAGCCUGUGAGCACCAACAUCCUGCCUGCAGGUCAGCCAGUUAGACCUGGCGCUUCUCAGAACACCACUUUCCUCACGUCAGGCUCUAUUCUCAGACAGCUGAUACCUACAGGGAAACAGGUGAAUGGGAUUCCCACGUACACACUUGCCCCCGUAUCUGUCACUUUGCCUGUGCCUCCAGGAGGUGUUGCAACUGUGCCCCCACCCCAGGUGCCCAUCCAGCUCCUGCAGUCGGGCACAGCUGCGCAGAUGGCCAGUUCCAUGGCCAGCAUGCCCUCUCCUCCAGUGGUGGUAAAUGCCACUCAGAAUAUGUUUGUUCAGGCGUCUCCAUCUGUGGCAGAGGCCAGUCAGGCGCUCAAACAGGCGAAGCAGUGGAAAACCUGUCCGGUCUGUAAUGAGCUCUUCCCUUCCAAUGUCUACCAAGUUCAUAUGGAAGUGGCUCAUAAGCAUAGUGAGUCCAAAUCUGCUGAAAAACUGGAACCUGAAAAGCUGGCAGCGUGUGCGCCGUUUUUAAAGUGGAUGAGAGAGAAAACCGUUCGCUGUCUCUCUUGUAAGUGCUUAGUGUCCGAGGAGGAGCUUAUCCAUCACUUGCUCAUGCACGGCCUGGGGUGCUUGUUCUGUCCGUGCACUUUUCAUGACAUUAAAGGUCUUUCGGAGCACAGUAGGACUGUGCACCGAGGGAAGAAGAAGUUACCUGUGGAUUAUAGUAACAAAGGUUUUCAACUGGAUAUCGAUGCUAAUGGCAACCUGCUGUUUCCCCAUCUUGACUUCAUUACCAUAUUGCCAAAGGAGGAGCUUGGGGAGCGGGAAGUCUACUUGGCGAUACUGGCGGGGAUACACUCCAAGUCACUGGUGCCUGUGUAUAUAAAGGUGAGGCCCCAGACGGAGGGCGCCUCUGGGAGCCCCAGCAAACAGGCUCUGACUUGCCCCUUUUGCUUUGGCACCUUUGUGACGACGGAGGCAUACGAGCUGCAUUUGAAGGAGAGGCACCACAUCACGCCAACGGUCCACACCAUCCUGAAGUCUCCGGCCUUCAAGUGCAUCCACUGCUGUGGGGUCUACACGGGCAACAUGACCCUGGCAGCCAUCGCCAUCCACCUGCUGCGCUGCAGGAGUGCCCCAAAGGACAGCAGCUCAGACCUCCAGAUCCAGCCUAGUUUUAUUGAGAACAGCGAGCUGCUCUUGGUGAAUGGGGAGGUGAUCCACGACUCCAGUUUUUCUGUGAAGAGGAAGCUGCCCGAUGGCCACUUUGGGACAGAAGACCAGAGGGACGUGGAGGAGCGGCCCCUCGUCAUAAACACCGACGCAGCCCUGGCUCCCGAAAAGGUGACGAGUGCGGUGCCUUUUAAAAGACAAAGGAAUGAAAUCAGGACAGAGGGACCGCUCGUUAGUGAGGAUGCCCUUCAGAUUUUAGCAUUAAAUCCUAAAAAAUAUGAAGACCGUUCUUACGAGGAAAAAAAGCAAUUUCUUAGAGAUUAUUUCCACAAGAGACCAUAUCCUAGUAAAAAGGAAAUAGAACUACUUUCCUCACUCUUGUGGGUGUGGAAAAUUGAUGUGGCUUCAUUUUUUGGAAAAAGAAGAUACAUUUGCAUGAAAGCAAUAAAAAAUCACAAGCCUUCUGUGCUUUUAGGCUUUGAUAUGUCUGAACUUAAAAAUGUUAAACACAGGUUGAACUUUGAGUUUGAGCCACAAAACUUGUAAAAAAAAAAAUAGGAAAUCUGAAGUACUAGAUAUUUAGUAGUUUUUUCAAUUGAGAUUUAAAAAAAUGUUAUUUUCUUCACUGUAUGUUGAACUAAUCAAUUUCAGUGGUCUUUAUGCUGCUCUUUAGAUUUAUUUCAGGUGCUCAGAAAGACUUCUAUAUAAAAGAAGUGAAUAGUUGUUUUGGAUUUAUUGUUUCCUGCAGUUUGAUUUUGUAACAAUUAUUUUUAGUUCUUCGCUGUCAUGUAAAUUAAAUCCUUGGCUCUUCCAUGCACGUCUUGUUUCCUAGUAGUGUCAGUAUUGUGGGAUGAAAACUGAAAUCUGUAUGUUUGUGUUUUCAUUUAAGGAAAUUUCAGCUUGUUUCAGAAUACUUGAUUAACUGCAUUGAUCUCCCUCAGUUAGCUUCACGUGUAGCAGCAAACGGUAAGCGCCGAGGCUGACAGAAGUGAGUACACACCCCUGUGAUGUGUGUGCUUCCCUCAGGACGCACUGCAUUAACUUACGCUGGUUUCUUCUUCUCAAGGUACUUGCUUUCUAGAUUGUGAUUCUGAUUUACAUUUUUUCAAGUUUGUCCUAGCUGCUGUCUUUUAUUACAACUCAUAGAAAACCAAAUGUUUUCCUUUGUUAAAAAUAUACUGAACCUGAAGCUUGCUAUUUAGCUCGUUAAGAGUUAUUUUCAAAUAAAGCAGUUUUGUAGGUGCGGAAAUCCUUUUUAGUGUGGACUUCUCCCCUUUUUGAUAUGGUGGUAAGUCAUUUCCCCGUUCAAAAGUAAGACAAUACAUUUUUAGUGCCUUUAGAAUAAACGCUGAACACACACUCAGACUCUCCUCCCAAUCUAACUCUUCAUAAACCAGUGAAAGGAAAGGACCAUGUGACUCAGGAAUAAAAUUUUUACCCCUGAGUGUGGAAGCUAACUAGAGUGUAGACAUAGGUUUUCAGAGAACAAAGCGAAAUGAGUAGAGCAAGAGCUGUAUCCGUGUUGCUGUUACAUCUUUGACAGUUUUCUAGAGGUAAACGUACUUGUUCUGGGGAGAUGGGCUUUCCUCUAGCCCAGCUGUCUGGGUUAGUGGGAUGGGGAUUGCUGAAGAACUCCACUGUAUUACUGUCCUUUGGACAGUUAAACCUCCAGGGUUUUUUUUCCACACACACAAUAACUAAAAGCACCAGAGCCAGCAAUGGAGACCAGCCAGUUUUGACCUUAAAUCGUAUUCCUGGUGGUACACAGCAGAGGCACCUGUCCGACGUACUCAGAGGAUAUGACGGUCUCUGGGAAAUAAGACGAUGUUACUCUAUGGAUUUUAAAAAGUAGAAUACCUGCAUGUAAUUGCUAUAAUGUGCAUUUUUGAGGCGAUUGUGAAACUGGUCUGUGAUUGUUGGUGUACUCUGUUGUAAAUCCAAAAAGAGCUUGUUGAAGUUUAUUUUUUUUUUAACCUAUUGUUUCAGAGUGUCUAUUUUGAAUUAAAAUUUGUUAUACCACUGCAAACAGAA
Molecule: messenger RNA, 6526 nt
Organism: Neofelis nebulosa (Clouded leopard)
Lineage: Eukaryota; Metazoa; Chordata; Mammalia; Carnivora; Felidae
Gene: ADNP2
Product: ADNP homeobox 2
Exons: 2
Coding region: 1943-5041 (1032 amino acids)
Biological process (GO): regulation of gene expression
Cellular component (GO): nucleus
Molecular function (GO): DNA binding
Source: RefSeq, a predicted model, not a curated record